AUACAUACAAACAAACAAACAAAGAACCAUCAAAUGAUUUCUCUUCUUCUUCUUCUUCUUCUUCUUCUUCUCUCCUUCCUUCCUUCCUUCUCAUUCUCAUUCUUGUUGCCAACAAGGCCUCUCUCACCCACAAUCCUCCCCUUUUUGGGUUUUUGCCUUUUGCUCUCUCUCUCUCUCUCUCUCUCUCUCCCUCAAUUAUUAACCCAACUUCUCCACAACAUUAUCAUCAACUCACAACAACAAACACUUCAAAAUCAAACAAAACCCUAAUUUUGUUUUCCUCUUCCCAAAUCGAAAUUCGGCUUUUCAAUGGAACAACAUGGCCUUUAUGUGCUCUUCUGCUUUCAUCUGUGCAGUUAUACUCAGACCUGAAUUGGGGUCUCUCUUCCCUAUACCAACUUUGACUACAAGUCUAUAAACGGGUUGGUGAUUAGCUGAGAUGGCUGAAAGCUGGCAGGGGAGUUAUGACGCCGGCAGCCAGUCAGAUGACAGCUAUAGAUUUGAGAGGCUGCACAUUGAGCCUAUUUAUGAUUCAUUCUUUUGCCCCUUAACGAAGCUAGUUAUGCGGGACCCCGUUACCUUAGAAAAUGGGCAAACAUUUGAACGCGAAGCAAUUGAAAAGUGGUUCAGGGAGUGCAGGGAGAGUGGAAGGAAUUUACAGUGCCCACUCACACUAAAAGAAUUAAAAAGCGCUGAAUUGAAGCCGAGCAUAGCUUUGCGAAACACCAUUGAAGAGUGGAGUGCUAGGAAUGAAGCUGCUCAGCUUGAUAUGGCUCGUAAAUCAUUGAAUUCGAGCAGUUCAGAAGAUGAUAUUCUUUUGGCCUUGGAGUAUGUCCAGCAAAUCUGCAACAAAAGCAGAUCAAAUAAGCACAUUGCACGAAAUACAGGAUUGUUGCCCAUGAUCAUUGACAUGUUGAAGAGCAGCAGUCGUAGAGUUAGGUGUAAAUCUUUGGACACCCUAAGAAUUGUUGUAGAGGACGAUUCUGAAAAUAAGGAAAUAUUGGCAGAGGGGGACACUGUACGCUCAAUAGUAAAGUUCUUGUCUCAUGAGCAAUCUAAAGAGAGAGAGGAAGCUGUCUCUUUGCUAUAUGAACUAUCCAAAUCUGAAGCCUUAUGUGAGAAGGUUGGUUCAAUUCCCGGAGCAAUUCUUAUGUUGGUUGGAAUGACAAGCAGCAAAUCAGAUAACAUUUUGACUGUUGAGAAAGCUGAGGAAACAUUAGAGAAUCUGGAGAAGUGUGAGAACAAUGUGCUUCAGAUGGCUGAAAAUGGUAGACUGCAGGCUCUUCUGACACAAAUUCUUGAAGGCCCCCCAGAAACUAAACUAUCGAUGGCUAAUUUCCUUGGCAACCUGGUUUUGGACAAUGAUGUAAAGGUCCAAGUGGCUAAAAGUCUGGGUUCAUCUUUGAUCAAUAUCAUGAGAAGUGGUAAUAUGCAGUCAAGAGAAGCUGCUUUGAAAGCUCUAAACCAAAUUUCAUCUUGUGAGGCAAGUGCCAAGGUGCUGAUAGAGGCAGGAAUACUUCCAUCUCUGGUCAAAGACCUCUUUACUGUUGGCCCUCAUCAGCUUCCUAUGCGACUCAAAGAGGUUGCUGCAACAAUUCUUGCUAAUAUUGUUAACUCAGACUAUGACUUUGAUUCCAUAUUAGUUGGACCUGAUCACCAGACUCUAGUCUCAGAAGACAUAGUCCACAACCUACUACAUUUAAUUAGCAACACAGGCCCAGCAAUCGAGUGCAAGCUUCUCCAGGUUCUUGUUGGACUCACUCUCUCUCCCUCUACUGUUUUGAGUGUUGUUGCCGCCAUUAAAAGCUCUGGCGCCAUUAUUAGUUUGGUGCAGUUUAUUGAAGCUCCACAAAAGGAGUUGCGUGUGGCUUGCAUUAAACUUCUCCAAAACCUCUCCCCACACGUGGGUCAGGAACUAGCUGACGCUCUACGUGGCACAGUGGGCCAACUUGGCAGCCUAAUCAAAGUAAUAUCAGAAAAUAUUUCAGUCACUGACGAGCAAGCAGCAGCCAUUAGCCUCUUAGCUGAACUUCCGGAGAGGGAUCUGGGCCUCGCCCGACAAAUGCUAGAUGAAGGUGCCUUCCAACUGGUGUAUUCCAGAGUAGUUAAGAUACGACAAGGAGGGACUAAGGGGGGCCGCUUUGUCACACCAUUUCUAGAAGGGCUUGUACGGGUUCUAGAAAGGGUUACUCUUGUGUUGGCUGAUGAGCAAGAUGCAAUUACACUCUGCCGUGAGCUUAAUGUUGCAGCCCUUUUCAUUGAGCUUCUUCAAUCCAAUGGACUGGACAAUGUACAGAUGAGUUCUGCCGCAGCAUUGGAGAACUUAUCACAAGAAUCCAAAAAUUUGACAAGAUUUCCCGAGUUGCCUACCCCUGGUGUUUGUGCCUCAAUUUUCCCAUGCUUUAGCAAGCAACCUACCAUAAAUGGACUGUGUCGGCUUCACCGUGGCACAUGCUCACUUAGAGAAAGUUUUUGUCUCUUGGAAGGACAGGCUGUGGACAAAUUGGUAGCUCUACUUGACCACACAAAUGAGAAGGUGGUUGAAGCAGCCCUUGCAGCAUUGUCUACUUUGUUGGAUGAUGGGGUUGAUAUUGAACAAGGGGUUUUGGUAUUGUGUGAAGCAGAGGGAGUCAGACCCAUUCUAGAUGUGUUACUAGAGAAACGGACAGAGAAUCUGAGGAGGAGGGCAGUUUGGGUAGUUGAGAGACUAUUGAGGAGUGAUGAGAUAGCCUAUGAAGUGUCUGGAGAUCCAAAUGUGAGUACUGCACUUGUUGAUGCAUUCCAGCAUGGUGACUAUCGAACCCGACAGAUUGCCGAACGUGCUUUGAAGCAUGUUGACAGGUUACCAAACUUCUCUGGAGUGUUUCCAAGUGCAGGAUAGCAAGCUUCUAGUGGUUUGUUGUGUGGUUUGCAAAGCUGCAAAUGGGACGGUAUAUAUUGCUGUAUACAGAUUUUUCAUUUGUUUUCAAAGUGUUCAUUUGUUCUUAAGAAUGAUAUGACAAUCAACUUUGGUUUCUGUUUAUGAACUUCAUCUUGUGUA
Rosa rugosa (rugosa rose) is the source of this 3040-nucleotide messenger RNA. RefSeq names its product U-box domain-containing protein 44-like. The coding region runs from base 440 to 2881 and encodes 813 amino acids. Gene Ontology annotation, molecular function: ubiquitin-protein transferase activity; protein binding. The record is from RefSeq and is a predicted model, not a curated record. The transcript is spliced from 4 exons. Gene Ontology annotation, biological process: protein ubiquitination. Lineage: Eukaryota; Viridiplantae; Streptophyta; Magnoliopsida; Rosales; Rosaceae.